AUGCGGCUCGGAAUGUCGAUUCGGGUGGCCAGCCCCAACAUCGAGCCACAUUCCAUAUUUCUACUCACGUUUGUACACCUCACUGCACCCACACACAUGUUACAUUUCUAUUCCUCCAAGUCUGGACUUUCGCCACCUGUCCCACGCGGUAGUCCCCCCAAGCCAGUCAAGGCACGAAACCUCAGUUUCGCCCUUCUCACGUGGGUCCCCCACGUCCUGCUCGCUUCCGUCCCUUUGCUGCCCACGUUCGCAAUUGCACGCUGCUGCUGCAUGCUUUUGCCUCCCGUGCGCUUCACGCUGCCUCUAGUGCAGCCCCCACUUGUUACACUAUUGCCGACCGCCUCCGGAGCGAUUGCGUCGAAGUUUCUCCGUGCGCGCGCACCCUCCGUUACCCUUGGCGAUUUGGCGGCGAGCGCAGCCGUGUUGCUGUCGCAGCAGCGCAGUUGUCUGCAAUCUGGCGGGGACAGGCGGAGCGGGGGAAUCAAAGGUGGUGGAGAGCGGGGGAAGCGGGGAAAGUCGGGAGUGGGAGAUGGGAGGGGGAGAAUGCGUGGAGGACGCGUGAACAUCGUUCUGCGGCAAGAAGCGGUGGAGGAGAAGCGGGCGGGCACGGCUGCAAGGGGAGUGAGCGUGGGGGAGGUGGUGCGGGGAAGCGGCGCGGAGGAGGGAGGGCAGGCAGCGGCGUCACACAUGACCGUGCGUGAGGGCGAGCACGUGGGACGAGGCUGUGCUGCAGGGGUGGGGGAGAGGGCGGCAGCAGGGCGAGGAGACAGUGCGGCAGCAGAGGAGCGGGGCACAGCAGUCCCGAUCUCACACGCGCACGCACAGCCCGCACCCACGUGUGCUGACCUGCCUGUGCUGGGCGCCAUGACGCCAGGGGCCAGCCCCUCCCACCCUAGGCCCCCCACCUUAGGGGCAGCAGGCCCCUGGUCAGACGCGGCCUUGAGUAUGGGCAGUCAUAGGAGCGCCCAUGCGGAUGCAUGCGCAUCCAUGGAGGGCCACCUGAGCAAGGAGCCAUCUCUGCUCGUCUUCUCCGGAGGCACGGCGUUCAACGCAGUGGCGGAGGCGCUACACGAGUGGACCACCACUGUGGCGCACGUGCUGCCCGUCUCUGAUGAUGGCGGCAGCACCGCAGUGAUUGUGCGCGUCAUAGGUCAGCCACUCACUCACACCCUGCUGCUCUCUGCCUCACCGCUCCCCUGCAAGGUGGUUCUACUGUUGCCACACCACGCUGCCACAUCACGCUGCCACACCACACUGCCACACCACGCUUCUCAUGCUCCCUCCAGCGCCCACCUCUCUCACUCCGCACCCGCUUUGACCCCCUCAUCCCGCACCCCUCAUCCCGCACCCCUCAUCCCGCACCCCUCAUCCCGCACCACUCUCUCUCUGCCCCCAAGCGGGCCUGCCAUCGGUGACAUUCGCUCCCGCUGCCUGCGGCUGUCCGACGGGUCCAGCCACGAGGCCAGAGCAGUGCGGCGACUGCUUGGACACCGCCUGCCACUGCACCCCGCGCAAGCCAAGGCUGAAUGGCUGAGCAUAGUGGAGGGCGAGCAUGAGCUGUGGGGGGACGUGUCGGAUCCAUACAAAGAGAUCAUCCGCGCCUUCCUCCUGCACUUCCACUACCAGGUUCGCCUCCUGCACUUCCACUACCAGGUUCGCCUCCUGGCACUUCCACUACCAGCAUUGCAUGGCCAUCCCCUUUCAGUGAUUACCAUACGGCCCAUGUCUCCUUCCACUCACUCCAGUGACCUGUCCCAAUUUUCAUCUAAUCCCAAUAUCCCUCCCCUAUGUCUUUGUGCGUGCGACCCGCCCUUCCCGUAUGCGUGUUGGCGCACCACAUGGUGUGUUGGCGCACCACAUGGUGUGGUGGCGCACCACAUGGUGUGGUGGCGCACCACAUGGUGUGUUGGCGCACCACAUGGUGUGUUGGCGCACCACAUGGUGUGUUGGCGCACCACAUGGUGUCUUGGCGCACCACAUGGUGUGUUGGCGCACCACAUGGUGUGUUGGCGCACCACAUGGCGUGUUGGCGCACCACAUGGUGUGGUGGCGCACCACAUGGUGUGUUGGCGCACCACAUGGUGUGUUGGCGCACCACAUGGUGUGUUGGCGCACCACAUGGUGUGUUGGCGCACCACAUGGUGUGGUGGCGCACCACAUGGUGUGGUGGCGCACCACAUGGUGUGGUGGCGCACCACAUGGUGUGGUGGCGCACCACAUGGUGUGGUGGCGCACCACAUGGACUGCACCAUCAUCCGCGGGCAGAACGACAUCUCACACCCCGCUGUCGUGGACAGCCCACGCCACCUGCCGCUCACCGUUGACAAGGUCACACUGCACUGCUCCCACCGCCUUGUUGCUGCAAUGCCGCCUCUGCAUGCCUCGACGGCCCUCUCACACCCACACACGUCCACCACCCAGGUUGAUGGAGUGUGCUCACGUGUGCUCCUCCUGCUGCCUGUCUUCCUCUCCCAUUUCCUACCCCCAUUCUCUCUGCAGUCGUCUGACGUGUCACCUCCUCUGCCCGCACCAUCCGCCGUGUGUUCUACAUGUCGAGUGAAGGCACCAACCUGCUGCAUGAGUGCCGCUUGCCAUGGGCUCACCUCAGUGCCGCCUGCCAUGGGCUCACCUCAGUGCCGCCAUGUGCGCCACCUCUGGGAUGCUUCAAGCUGUCAACUGCUGGAACUGCUGCAUCUUGCAUGUGCCCCUUAG
This is a messenger RNA of Closterium sp. NIES-65, 2712 nucleotides long. The record is from the annotation of a GenBank genome assembly. Lineage: Eukaryota; Viridiplantae; Streptophyta; Zygnematophyceae; Desmidiales; Closteriaceae.